GCGCAAGAUCACGUGACGGGAAAGAUGUCUUCUCUAGGGGAGAAGGAGUUCUCUGCUCUGCUGCUGCUGUUGAAGGCUCCUUCCAAGGAUGUGGUUGGAGGUCUGUGCCGAGACGCUUUCCCCAAGUCUGCGGUUGGGUCUGUGCAGUUAAUUGAAAGGACUUCGUCCAGCCUGUCCGUCAGCUCUGAGGAAGCUUCCCAGGUAGUGCAGGCUGUGCAUAGCCUGGCGCGGCACGUGGUAUGUAAGGGUCUGGCUACCGCAGAGGAAAUUCUCCCCGUGUUCCCGGAAAACUUCCAUCAGAACCUGAAGAACUUACUGACCAAGCUCAUCCUAGAGAAUCUGUCGGCCUGGAGAAAUGACGUACUGAACUCUCAGAUCUCAUUACCACGUUUAGUCGACCUGGACUGGAGAGUGGACAUUAAAGCCUCCUCGGAUUCCGUCUCUAGGAUGGCCGUCCCGACAUGUUUGUUGCAGAUGAAGAUCCAAGAGAAUGCCGAGCUGUGUGGUUCAGAGCAGUCUGUUUCCACUGUCACCAUGGAGUUAAGCAAAGAAACCCUGGACACGAUGCUGGACGGUCUUGGGCGGAUACGGGACCAGCUUUCAGCAGUUGCUAACAAGUAGCCUUCAGCCUCCCCCAAAUGCACAGCAGUAGGACAAGCGGCAGAGACAUCUGCAUUACUCCUAGGCUUCCAGAGAGGCCAGACAGACACUGCUUCCCGGCAUCAGCUGAUCUAUAGAUAUAAAGGCAGGUUCUGCUAUAUAAUGUGGGUCAACAGUGUCCAGCCUAUAGCCUUCCCUAGUGGAUAUAUGCGGACUGCUGGGAAUUUGUUAAAGGGUUGGAGGACUGCAGGUACAUCCCUGAUGGUAAAUGGGGGGUUAUGUAAUAAAUGGGAACUAAGUUUCCCCAGGAGCAGUAACCCAUAGCAACCAAUCAGCAGGCAGCAUGUACCGGUCACCUGUUUAAAAGCAAACACAUUAUUGGUUGCUAUGGAUUACUGCUCCUGGGCAAACUUAGUGCCUUUUAUUAUAAAUGGGGGAUAAUGUUUUGUAUAUGUUUUACAGUACAGUUUUUUUUUUUAUUGCGCCAUAAUAUUUAACAUCGGGGCUGUCCUCAUUUUGAUAAAAGCUCCAAACUUCAUGAUAUAAUUCAUGGAUUGUGCGAUGUAGCCGCCCGUCUCUUCCCGACACAUCUCUGCCCAUGAUUUAAAUGGAGCUGCACUUAAUUAAUAAAUCGUUAUUCCGAAAA
Xenopus tropicalis (tropical clawed frog) is the source of this 1246-nucleotide messenger RNA. RefSeq names its product COMM domain containing 9 (gene commd9). The record is from RefSeq and is marked provisional. NCBI's taxonomy places the organism in Eukaryota, Metazoa, Chordata, Amphibia, Anura, Pipidae.